Molecule: messenger RNA, 963 nt
Organism: Mandrillus leucophaeus (drill)
Lineage: Eukaryota; Metazoa; Chordata; Mammalia; Primates; Cercopithecidae
Gene: TMEM69
Product: transmembrane protein 69
Exons: 3
Coding region: 212-952 (246 amino acids)
Source: RefSeq, a predicted model, not a curated record
CUUUCCAGUAGACCUGGGCUAUUGUUGCGGUUGUUCUCCACCUCUCCGUGCAACGCUGGCAAGUCUCAAAGUCGCCACAGGUGCAGGUUGGGAUGGGAGGCACCAAGGAUUGGUAAAAUGCCCCUGAUUCAGUGCCUCCACUUAGCUGCAACAACACGUUAAUCCGAACUGCCUGGCAUCUUCCUAAACAAGACUUUCAAUAGGGGCCAGUAUGCUUCGCUUCAUCCAGAAGUUUUCUCAAGCAUCUUCAAAGAUGCUGAAGUACUCUUUCCCAGUGGGACUAAGAGCCAGCAGAACAGAUAUACUUUCUCUCAAGAUGUCUCUCCAGCAGAACUUUUCCCCAUUUCCAAGGCCUUGGCUUUCCUCAUCGUUUCCGGUGUAUAUGAGCAAGACACAGUGCUAUCAUACAUCCCCCUGCAGCUUUAAAAAGGAGAAGCAAGCACUUCCAGCCAAGUCACCAAGCACCAUCAGUUACAUAACUGACAGCCCAAAGCCAGCAUUAUAUGUAACUCUGGCAGGACUAAUCCCCUUCGUUGCUCCACCACUGGUCAUGCUGAUGACAAAAACUUAUAUUCCCAUAUUAGCUUUUACUCAGAUGGCUUAUGGAGCCAGUUUCCUAUCUUUCUUGGGUGGGAUCAGAUGGGGUUUUGCUCUACCAGAAGGUAGUCCAGCCAAACCAGACUACCUUAAUUUAGCCAGCAGUAUAGCUCCUCUUUUCUUUUCAUGGUUUGCCUUCCUUAUUUCUGAAAGACUUAGUGAAGCCAUAGUCACAGUAAUAAUGGGUAUGGGGAUAGUAUUACACCAUGAAUUUUUUCUCUUACCACAUUAUCCCAACUGGUUCAAAGCCCUGAAGGUAGUAGUCACUUUAUUGGCUACUUUUUCAUUUAUAACCACUUUUGUAGUUAAAAGUAUUUUUCCAGAAAAAGGACAUAAGAGACCUGAUCAAGUAUAAAAAAUAUAAAA